ACCUCCCGCCGGGCAGCAUGGCGGACACAGCGCCGCAGCCCAACAAGAGAAAACGCGAACUGGAUGCCGAGGAGGCGGAGGCGCCCAGCACAGAGGGGAAGGAAGCGGGCGUUGGGAAUGGUACCUCUACCCCUGUCCGCUUACCUUUCUCCGGCUUUAGAGUGAAAAAAGUGCUGAGGGAGUCUGCGCGGGACAAAAUCAUUUUCCUACACGGGAAGGUUAAUGAGGCUUCUGGGGAUGGGGACGGAGAGGAUGCCAUUGUGAUCCUGGAGAAGACACCAUUUCAGGUGGACCACGUUGCCCAGCUCCUGAAGGGCAGCCCUGAGCUCCAGCUGCAGUUCUCCAAUGAUAUCUACAGCACCUAUCACCUGUUCCCUCCACGGCAACUGAGUGACGUGAAGACAACCGUGGUUUACCCUGCCACAGAGAAACACCUGCAGAAGUACCUGCACCGGGACCUCCGCCUGGUCCGGGAGACGGGCGAUGACUACAGGAACGUCACCUUACCGCACCUGGAGUCCCAGAGCCUCAGCGUCCAGUGGGUGUACAAUAUUCUCGACAGGAAGGCUGAAGCUGAGCGGAUUGUUUUUGAGAAUCCAGAUCCCUCUGACGGCUUUGUCCUCAUCCCCGACCUCAAGUGGAACCAACAGCAGCUCGAUGACCUGUACCUGAUUGCCAUCUGCCAUCGCCGGGACAUCAAGUCGCUUCGGGACCUCACCCCAGAGCACCUGCCACUGCUCAGGAACAUCCUCCAGGAGGGGCAGGAAGCCAUCCUGCAGCGCUACCAGGUGGCGGGAGACCGCCUUCGCGUGUACCUGCACUACCUGCCCUCCUACUACCACCUGCACGUGCACUUCACCGCCCUGGGCUUCGAGGCCCCUGGUGCAGGCGUGGAGCGGGCCCACCUGCUGGCGGAGGUGAUCGAGAACCUGGAGCAGGACCCCGAGCACUACGGCCGCCGCACCCUCACCUUUGCCCUCAGAGCUGAUGACCCCCUCCUCGCGCUCUUGCAGGAGGCCCAGAGAAGCUGAGUUGGAGAAGAGCACUGAUGUGUAUGGGGGCGGUGGGCAGCCAGAUUUUUAGCACCAAGUGAAUUUUUUUUUUUUUUUAAUAUAUUUUGUACUGGCUUCUUCCCAGCAUGAGAAUAAACUAUCGGUCUCAUUCGGUGUGGA
Messenger RNA from Balaenoptera acutorostrata (minke whale), 1172 nucleotides. RefSeq names its product decapping enzyme, scavenger (gene DCPS). Gene Ontology annotation, cellular component: nucleus; P-body. The record is from RefSeq and is a predicted model, not a curated record. Gene Ontology annotation, biological process: deadenylation-dependent decapping of nuclear-transcribed mRNA. Gene Ontology annotation, molecular function: RNA 7-methylguanosine cap binding; hydrolase activity. The coding region runs from base 18 to 1031 and encodes 337 amino acids. The transcript has 6 exons. Lineage: Eukaryota; Metazoa; Chordata; Mammalia; Artiodactyla; Balaenopteridae.